CCUCUGUUGGUUUUGAUUGAAUAUGCGCCUUUCGGGAAUCUGCAGGGUUACCUGAGAAAGAGCCGUGGAUUAAAGGACACUUGCUACAAAGACACAGAUGUAGAACCACAAACUAAUCUAACGUCACAGCAGCUGAUGAAGUUUGCUUGGCAAAUCGCUGAUGGAAUGAGUUACUUGUCCUCAAAAUCUAUCAUCCACCGAGACCUCGCAGCCCGUAAUGUGUUGGUCGGGAUAAACGAAACAUGCAAAGUAACAGAUUUUGGAAUGGCCAGAGACGUGCAACAGGAAAAUGUUUAUGAAAGAAGGACAAAGGGUCGUCUUCCAGUAAAGUGGACAGCUUAUGAGGCGCUGUUGUAUGGCACAUAUACCACCAAAAGUGAUGUAUGGAGCUAUGGAGUUCUCCUUUAUGAGAUUUUCACAAUAGGUGGUUCCCCGUAUCCACGGAUGGAUGGGAAGAAAAUUGCGAAACUACUUCAGCAGGACUACAGAAUGCCUAAACCCCAAUACGUGGAUGGCAAAUUGUACCAGAUCAUGAUGAGAUGCUGGCAAAAUGACCCGGAUGUUCGACCAACAUUCAUCGAGUUAAGAAACCAUCUUAAGAAAAUGAAAACGAAACAGAAAAGGCUGAUGGACAUGAAAAUGUACGACAAACAGCUGUGUGCAAACACUGAGGACUUAAAAGUAUAGUUAUCAAUCUCUCGUACGGUCUCACGCAGGAUUUGUAGUAAACUUGUACUUCCUUUCAUGUUAUUGGCUUGAAACACAAAUUUGUUAAAAAAAAAACUGAGAUUCCAAAAGAGUCGCAUCAAAAUGUAAACAGUACAAGCCUAUUCUUAUUCCUUUGAAACCUCUCUGAUGAUCACACUAUCCUUUUUUUUAAUUUUUAACAGCUUUUAAAUUUUUAUAUUUAUAAAAUUUUUUGUUUUUUUUUCGAGAAAAUGAUAUUAGGGCAAAUAAUUUUUUCUAAAGAUAGGUAAACAUUCAAUAGCUCUGACUAGCGUUGUACGACCUUGUGUCGUUGCUAUUUAAGUCACCACUCUCCCAUCUUCUCCUUAAAAUCGUUAAAUAAAUAACGAAAAGAUGUAAGGUCCUUGUACUGUGAUAAAGGGAUAUACUGCAGUCUGAUCAGCAUCCUUUGUUUUCUUAUUAUGUUUUUUCGUUGAGCAAAUAUUCCAAAGUUUCCAAAGUUUUCAAUACUAUUGUAUAAAUCAAGAAACAUUUAUGUCUACAAACUUGAAAA
This is a messenger RNA of Stylophora pistillata, 1240 nucleotides long. RefSeq names its product tyrosine-protein kinase receptor Tie-1-like. NCBI's taxonomy places the organism in Eukaryota, Metazoa, Cnidaria, Anthozoa, Scleractinia, Pocilloporidae. The record is from RefSeq and is a predicted model, not a curated record. Gene Ontology annotation, cellular component: signaling receptor complex; plasma membrane. Gene Ontology annotation, biological process: cell surface receptor protein tyrosine kinase signaling pathway; positive regulation of kinase activity; multicellular organism development. Gene Ontology annotation, molecular function: ATP binding; transmembrane receptor protein tyrosine kinase activity.